Lepisosteus oculatus (spotted gar) is the source of this 1343-nucleotide messenger RNA. RefSeq names its product thiosulfate:glutathione sulfurtransferase. NCBI's taxonomy places the organism in Eukaryota, Metazoa, Chordata, Actinopteri, Semionotiformes, Lepisosteidae. The record is from RefSeq and is a predicted model, not a curated record.
UGUUGUUCCAAGGAGUCUCCGAAUAAUUUAUUCGAUCAAAUCGCUUGUUUUAAUUUUAACACCUGUUUUCCAGGCCUUCAGAAACGGGUUAUUUAGCGAUUACCAAUAAAUGCAGCUGCUGGGGGGUGGGCGCCUCUUGAAUUGGGAUAGGAGACUCGCACAAAGAAUAAAUACAGGCGUAACCGCAGCGGGCGCCUACGAGGCUUGUUCCGGGAUUUAUGCAGUACCGUGCGGUUUUAGCAACCCUAUUUACAUAGGCGCUCCGGCCAGGAUACGGGAGCUGCAUCCCCAGGGAAGCCAUGAGUCUCGGCCUGCUGGUGUUGAACGCGGUCGCGCUGCUGGCGCUCCGGAGGGCGGGAGCGGCUGGUGCUGAAGCCCUCGGUGGCGGCGGCGGCCCCUCCGUCUGCGGCAGCAACAAGCCGUACAGCCUCGGCGGUGUGAGGGCCUCGGCCGCCGAGCUCCCGGAGUCUCUCCCCGGAGAUAAGGUGGUCUCCUAUGACGAGCUGAAGGACAUGCUGGGGAGGCACGCUGUGCAGCUGUUUGAUGUCCGAAACCCUGAUGAGUUUGCUUCAGGGAGGAUUCCUGGAUCCACAAACAUCCCUUUGGGGAAGCUAGAAGAGGCCUUGAAGCUGAGCCCAGAGACCUUCAGACAGCUGUACAAGGUGGACUCCCCCAAGAAGGACGAUGCUGACAUUGUCUUCCACUGCCAGUCGGGGCGCAGGAGUGCCAUAGCCCUGCACACCGCGAUGGGCCUGGGAUACACCCAGGCCAGGCACUAUGCUGGAGGGUACAGCGAGUGGUCUCAGCGCCAGAGGAAAUGAGGGCAGUCACCCCUGGGGAACUGUGUGGCUCACCUGGGGGCGGACGUCCUCUGCAGGAGAGACCACGUGUGUUCCAUCAGACGGCUCAGAACCAGCAUCGCACCCCUGUUCAACAACCGGCCCGCGUGUGUAUUUUGCUGAAUAUCUUGCACCUCCACUGCCAGCUCCUGCUGCACCACAGCUGAUCACCCCGCAGUACGUUUCCUUGCAGCGACAGUCUUUCAGAGGGGUGGGUUUGAAUUUGACCAGGGUCAAAGAGGACUCCAACAGAAUAUGGAAGCUUGAAGUUAACAUUUUAUCCCUUGUACUGAAUGAGUAACCGUUUAAAUUUCCACGGUCUGUUCCAACUAGUGUUAGUGCGGAGGACAUCGAGCAAAGACCUCGUUUACAAGCAAUGGAGGAGAGAACUCCCUACAGGAGAGUUGCUUUCCCCGUUUUUAAAUUUCCCCAAGACACUCCAGUGGGUCUGGAUUUUAAAGUGUGAACUGUAUGAUGCAAUAAAGGUUGGUCAGUGUUAAGUAA